Linum tenue is the source of this 388-nucleotide messenger RNA. The record is from the annotation of a GenBank genome assembly. Lineage: Eukaryota; Viridiplantae; Streptophyta; Magnoliopsida; Malpighiales; Linaceae.
GGCUAUUGGUAAGAACGCACGAAAAUUUGUUAAUUUUUGUGGACUAAUAGUAAGAAGCAACGCGAAGUUGAGCGUUGAGACAUGGAAUAAGAUGGACGAAGCUGGAAUUGAAAAGUUAUUUGAAUUGGUGGAGGAGAAAUUCACUAGCAGUGAUAAACAAGAACUUAGAGAUCUUAUGUGGAUCAAAAUGAACUCAGCUCAUUCAUCUUGGCAAUACCGCGAGCGUAAAAACUUUCUUGGUCUUUCCGAUAACGAAAGGGAUGGUUAUGUUCCUGAAGGUGUUGAUGCUGAGGAUUGGGUGCAAGCUGUUCAAUAUUGGGCUUCUGAUGACUUCAAAAAAAUGAGUAAGAGGAAUAAGCAAAACAGAGGAAAGGUGGAAGGGAAAAAU